Molecule: messenger RNA, 1680 nt
Organism: Eucalyptus grandis
Lineage: Eukaryota; Viridiplantae; Streptophyta; Magnoliopsida; Myrtales; Myrtaceae
Product: pectinesterase-like
Exons: 3
Coding region: 1-1680 (559 amino acids)
Biological process (GO): cell wall modification
Molecular function (GO): pectinesterase activity; pectinesterase inhibitor activity
Source: RefSeq, a predicted model, not a curated record
AUGAAUGCAGGAACUCCUGAAAAGGUCAAUACUCACAAACCCAAAGCACCCUCAACCAUGUCCACUCUGAAAGUACACAUCCUGAUCAUCUUCUUCUUCCUCCUCUCCCUCUCGCCCAACCUCGUCAACACCAAAAGCCCCCACGGCCACUUCCAAGUAGCUCGCUCCACAUGCCAAGGUGCUUUCUACCCGGACCUCUGCAUCUCCACGCUUGCCUCCUUCCCGGACCUUGCCUCCGAGUCCCUCCUGGAGAUCAUCUUCGGCACACUCGACCGCAUAGCUGAUGAAGUGAGAGCCGCCUCCGCGCACUGCACCGUCAUGAAGAACCAUUUCCUCGCCAAGCUCAGCAUUCUCGAAUGGCAAGCCAUGGACGUCUGCCUCGAGCUGUUCGGGGAUAUCCUCGAUGACGUUGCCAGUGCUGUCUCCUACCUUGAGGGCUCGAAGCCAGCCGCUAGACGGCAUUACUUCGACCUUCAGUCUCUCCUCAGCAGAAUGAUUACCCAUGUUUAUACAUGCACCGAUGAGUUCGACCCCCGCACAGAUAAUCUGAAACUCGGGGACAGCAUGAAAGAGAGGCUCUCAAACGUCUCACGCCACGUAGCCAAUUCAUUAUUCUUCCUAAAAAAAUUGCAUGGCGUCAAGAAAACUUCUGGACACGGCCUGAGAGAGGGGUUCCCGGCGUGGAUGUCUUCAAAAGAUAGCCAAUUGAUGUGGACACCGACGGACGCGACAAAGUUUGAUCUCGUGGUGGCAAAAGAUGGUUCUGGUAAUUUCACCUCCAUCAACGAUGCAGUGGCUGCGGCUCCAACCCAUAGCAAGACCAGGUUCGUCAUCUACAUUAAAGAGGGGGUAUAUUUCGAGUAUGUUGUGGUGGACAGUACAAAAACCAAUCUCAUGUUCGUAGGUGACGGGAUUGGGAAGACAUCAAUCAGGGGCAACCGAAACAAUGUCGAUGGAUGGAGCACUUACUUGUCGGCCACUGUCAUUGUCCAGGGCAAUGGAUUUCUCGCUAAGGGGAUCACUAUGGAGAAUUUUUCCGGGCCAAGCAAGUAUCAGGCCGUGGCUUUCCGCAGCAACUCGGAAAAGUCGGCGUUCUUCCAAUGCAGCUUCUUGGGAUACCAAGACACACUGUACGUGCACAGUGGUCGCCAAUUUUAUCGUGACUGCGAGGUAUAUGGCACAGUGGACUUUGUGUUUGGAAAUGCGGCCGUUGUUUUCCAGAAUUGCAGCCUGUAUGCACGCAAGCCAAACGAUAAACAGAUGAAUGUGUUUAUUGUACAAGGCAGAUACAACCUGGCUGACAAGACCGGGAUGUCAUUCCUUGGCUGCAAGUUUUUAGCAGCUCCAGACCUUGUUCCUGUGCAGUCAUCAUUUAAGACAUUCCUUGGUCGUCCGUGGAAGGAGUUCUCGACAACGGUUAUCAUAAAGUCAUACAUUGACGAUCUGGUAGACCCAGCUGGGUGGCUGGAGUUCAACAACACAGUCGGGUUGAGCACACUCUUCUAUGGGGAGUAUUUGAACAGUGGCCCUGGUUCCAACACUAACGGUAGAGUGAAAUGGCCUGGCUACAAGGUUAUUGACAGCUUGGCAGAGGCAAGUAUGUUCACAGUGGGGUCUUUGAUUCAAGGUACCCAGUGGCUCAAGGACACCGGUUUUCCUUAUUAUCUAGGUUUGAAAUAG